UGGAUAAAAAUAUGAUUUUGUGGAUCUUGAAGUGUUUUUUUAUCAGUUGUAAAAGCUGAUAAAUUGAUAAGAAUCAAGAAUCUCACGUUUUAUUAGCAAGGUGUCCCAACAAGUUUGUUUACUUUAAGAUGGUCAAUUAAUAAACAACAAAAUGGAAGUUUGUUUUAUGUUCGGUUGUAUAUUUGAAACGAUGAUAUUUCACCGAGUAUAAUAAACAAAACUUGUUAUGAUUAGUAAUGAAAAUAUGUCUGAGAAUCAGUUCAGUACUGUCUUAAGCUGUCUUAAGAAUACAGAUCUUUUUUGUGUUUUUAUAUAUUCAUGAACGAGGAAACAAGGCCAAAAUGAUCAUUACUGAAACAGUUUUCAUCACAAUAAUAUUAUAAUUUUGGUUUUGAUUAGCCAAUUUAAAAAAAUACAAAUUUUUUAUCUAACGAAGAAACUCUUUUGUUUAUAAUAACUAGAAGUUAUUUUUUCUUGGCAUUGAAAAGUACACAAUUUAUUGGUCAGUUCCUUUUGGAAAAAACGUCAUUAAUAAUCCUCUAGGUUUGUUGUGUCUGUUUUUUAAUUAGCAGUGAAGAAUGAUUACAGAAUUAGAAACAGCAUUAAAGGACAAUCCUAACAUCGAUAAUGGAGAAGAAAGUGAGGAUUUCAUAUCUGAAACUCUCAGGCCUGAAAUAUGGAAAUCUUACCUUGACAUUUCGACGAAAUCUAUCUUCUUUGAUGAAAUAUUUGACUUGCCGGAACAGUCCAUUCUUCGACAGGACUGCCAAAAUUUUGUAGCAAAGUUAGGCAAUGUCGAAGAGGAAAAAGUAUCAGUUCUGUCAGACCUUGAAUCGAUUCUUACCUACCAUAGGAAAUCUAUUAAUAAGCCUUAUGAAACUGGAAACGGAUGGAUUGAACUCCUUUUGCCUCUCAUCGCCCUGAAAUUGCCAAGAUCAGAUACUUAUCUUCUGUUCGAAGCAGUAGUCACUAAGUACGUUCCAAGAGGGCCAUCAAUCCACCACCUCUUCAAUUUAAUUCUGCUCUAUCACGAUCCUAGCCUUUAUUCUUUCUUGGACACUAAAAGGAUAACACCUGAACAAUAUGCUACAACUUGGUUUCAGACCUUAUUCGCAGGAAGUUGUAGCCUUCCAGCAGUAACUCUAAUGUGGGAUCUGUACUUUCAACAAGGAGAUCCAUUUUUUAUCCUUUUUCUCGGCCUUGUCAUGAUAAUAAAUGCCAGGGAUUCAAUUUUACUUUUAAAAGACAAAACCAAAGAUGUGAUCGUCAAUACAUUAUCAGCCUUGCCUUCAUCCCUUCAAGAAAGUGAUGUUCAAGAUUUUUGCUCUCUGGCACAAAAUUUCUCCUGUAGGACGCCUGGUUCUUUCCGACAGGAUUUAGAAAGAGUGUUGUUUGAUGACGAGGAUUGCCCAGCAGCUACAAAAGCCAUCACUCAAGCACUCUGCUUGCCUGUGAAUGUGUCUGAGCUGGUUGAUAAUAUAUUCAUGCCACAGGAACUCAGUGUUGACAAUGUCCGUUUUUUUCUUGUCGAUUGCAGAUCGGCAGAACAGUAUAAUGCCGGGCAUCUUCCGACUGCAUUCCAUCUAGAUUGCAAUUUGAUGCUACAAGCAGGAGAUGUAUAUAAAAUGGCAGUACAAGGUUUAUUGUCCGCUCAGAAGCAAGCACUAGACGCAGGUUCAACUGCAGGCGGUGAACAUCUUUGUUUUAUGGGGUGCGGUUAUUUAGAACAAGAUCAAUAUACACACAUGGUAGUUGCAUCUUUCUUGAGAGAUUCUGCUCAGUAUGUAUCCAUUCUCAAUGGUGGAUACCAUGCGUUACACCAGUACUUUGGAGAUUCUAUCGAUCAGAUGUUAGCCGAUCAUAAUGGAGAAGCUUGCAUUGUCUGUCUUCAGAACUCUCCAAAAAAAGAAAACCAGGUUUCUAAUUCGCAAGGCAUCCAAUCACCAUCGAGGGAUUUGUUUGAGAAAAUAGGAGCUGUCGUCAAAUCGAAGAGUGUUGAAGUCAAAGAUAAAUUAUUGGAGUAUAUUGUCAACCCUGGAGCUAGCGAUGUAGAAAGGCAUGUGAAAUCGACUGACAAAAAGGGGAGGAGGUAUCGGAAUGUAGCUCCAGUUUUCAGCAUAGAUGACGAACAAGAGCCUCAAGAUUUAGAAUGGGAUGUGCAGGAAGAAGAUGAAUAUGAAUUUAAAUUAGUUUCUCUAUCAUCUUGGAGAGAAAGAAAUGAUAUAAUAGCGAUAUUUGAAUGUUAUGAAACGAAAUCGAAUCAAGAGACUUACAAAAGUGAACUUCUUAUAAGCAAGACACACAUAUAUGUUCUGAGGCAUACAAAUAAAAAGAAUACAGCAAAAUUAGUCGUGCGAAAGCCUUUAACGUCCAUAGUGAAAAUAACUAGUAAAAAGCGUUGCGAGGGACUUAUUACUUUUAAGUAUGGAUCUUCUAAAGAUGGAAACUUGGUCAUACAGGAUAUGGACAGUUUUUACAUCCCACAGUCUAAACAGGCAACAACAAUAAUCAUGAACCAGAUAUGCGAGAGGUUUAAGGAACUGAAAGAGAAAGGUGAUUCGGAAGAUUCAUAACAAACGUUAGCAACCAUCAAUUAACCAAAAACUACCAUAUUUUUAAUAAUUAAUAAGUACUUAAGUAAAAGAUACACUGGAGAGGUAUUAUUUGUAAAUGUAAUUUGAUUGUGUACAUAAUUUUAAACAGUGUAUAAUAAAGAGCUAGUUUAUUUUGUGCCAAUUCUGUAUAAAAAAGAUUUUUCCCCCUUACUUGAAAUAAAAGCUAUACCACUUAAAUAUUUUGUUCUCGUUUGGUUAAUUUUAAAAUUACGCAGUAUUUAAGUUUGUUAAUUUUUAAACAAUCUAAAUGAUUUAUUCAAUGUGUUUAUUAAUGUUUUGUCUGUACAAAAUUCAUUCCAUCUUGUAAAGUGAACAGAUUUUUCUAACAAAUAUUGUUUUCUUUAUCACCUUGUAAUUGUAAUUGUAAAGAUAAUAAAUUGUUCAUUAUCUUUUAAUAUAGAUUUUUUUGUAGUAUAAUAAAGGGAACCUUAUUAAGCACCUGUUGUCAUAUUUUAUCUGCAGUGUUUUCCAAUUAAUGUUUAAAUAUAAAAUUAUUGAGUAAUUGAGGAUUCGUACGUAUAAAAUGUGGCAUAAACUUCUCUGAAUGAUUAAGACUUAUUUUGUGAGAGUGGAAAAAAAUUAGUAGCCCUUUCAAGGAACUGUAAUUAUUACAAAGAUACAUGUAUUAGUUUUUUUUUUUUUCUGAUAUUGUUUUAUAUUUUCCUGAAGAAAAUUGUGUGAUAAAUAAAAAUAUAAUUUGUAAAAUAAUAAAGGUUGUUCCUACAGUCUGUACUAAUGUAGAGAUUAGUGUUUCAUUUCUGUACAUAGAAAAUUAAAAGCUUAUACAUACGUA
This is a messenger RNA of Cimex lectularius (bed bug), 3408 nucleotides long. RefSeq names its product TBC1 domain family member 23 (gene TBC1D23). Lineage: Eukaryota; Metazoa; Arthropoda; Insecta; Hemiptera; Cimicidae. The transcript has 12 exons. Gene Ontology annotation, cellular component: trans-Golgi network. Gene Ontology annotation, biological process: retrograde transport, endosome to Golgi. Bases 579 to 2573 code for a protein of 664 amino acids. The record is from RefSeq and is a predicted model, not a curated record.